AUGGAGGUGAUCGCAACGCCUCCUCUGCGCGCUGCCGCGCCGUCGCCGAGCCAAUGGCAAGAUGGAGGACGGCCGAGGCUGCGUGCGGCCGUGCGGUGCGGCUGUGCUGUCUCGGGACGACCGGUCGUCAGCGGCGCCACUCAUCCCCCCUUCCUUCCCGCACUUCCUUCCCGCCCUUCCUUCCCCCCUUCCUUCCCGCACUUCCUUCCCGCACUUCCUUCCCCCCCUUCCUUCCCGCCCUUUCUUCUCCUGUUGCAGGAGAUUUCCUCGUGCCAGACUCCCAUUGGCGCGGAGGGGGAGGCGGAGGAGGGGGAGGUCGAGGGGGAGGGUGAGAUGAGCGCGGGAAUGGGGGCAGGGGAGGUCGAUGAUAGGGGUUGGCGGACGGCGGAGGAGAAUCGGCGGGAGGCAGAGGCAGUGCGCGCAGCAGUGGAGUAUAGAGACGCCGAGGAGUUUCUUAGAAUGGAUAUAAAGGAAUCCGCAAAUCCAAACUACCUCGCGUCGCACCAGUCGUACCCCUCCCCCUUCAUCUACAUCCGCCCCGUCUGCUCGCGCCCCAACGAGGGGGAGCGCUUCCCCCGCGCGCGCAACUUGCUCGUGGGCAAGGCGGACCCGCUGGAGCGCGUGCGCGCACACAUGGCGCGCGCCGAGGGGCACGAGUACGUGCCUGUGGGGAUGAGGGAUGGCGGAGAGGGGAGCGGGGGGGAGGAGGAUGAGGAAGUGUGA
Messenger RNA from Closterium sp. NIES-65, 723 nucleotides. The record is from the annotation of a GenBank genome assembly. Lineage: Eukaryota; Viridiplantae; Streptophyta; Zygnematophyceae; Desmidiales; Closteriaceae.